CCAUACCCAACUUCGCUAGCCAAGGGUGUUCAAUACGAUACUCUCCUAUUCACCCUUGGCGGAUCUCACGACAAAACCGAAGUUCCCGCACUGCGCCACCUGCUGGAUAAUCACAGUUGCGUCCCUUUCAUUUACGUAACGCCCGACCAAUCAAAAUGCUCGUACUAUUGAACAAUGAACUGAGAAAAUGGCCGCGCCCUUUCAGCAACAAGAAAUUGUGUGCAACAAAUUUAAAAUACAACAGCUUAGGUCGACACAGAUACGAGCAAUCAGUUCAGUUAAUGAAGGGAAAGACGUUUUUGUCGGGACAAGAACUGGGAGCGGAAAAUCGUUGGCUUAUGAAAGUUAUCCACUGUUAAACGAAGGGAAAAUUGUGCUUGUGGUUGCGCCUCUUGUUAGUAUCAUGGACGAACAGUGUCGUCGUCUCAAUGAACUAGGAUUUAAGGCCACGUAUAUCGGCAAGAGCAACGGCGACAACGAUGCUAUUUUAGCUGGACAUUUUGAUUUCAUAUUUGGCAGCGCGGAACAGUUAGUGGAAGACACAACAUGGCGAGCUAUGCUAACAACUGAACCCUACCAAAGCAAACUUGGUCUUAUAGUUGUAGAUGAAGCACAUACCGUAAUAAAGUGGGGCCAAGGUACAGACAAGGAAGGACCUUUUCGAGGUAGUUUCUCGAGGAUUGGAGAAUUAAGGUCCCUGUGCAACAAGGUUCAGAUCCUUGCUCUGACUGCAACUGCAGGACCAACAGAAAGAAGAAGAAUCAUGAAGAGUCUAUGCUUCAGAUCAGAAUCAGACAUUGUUGUCGAUUCUCCAGACAGACCGAACAUAAAGAUCACCACCAUCUGUAUCCCUAACAAUGAUGAUCUUUCAAAUGUGUUCAAAUUCUUGAUUGAUGACUUUCAAAGAAAAACAAUAGCGUUUCCCAGGCAUGUGAUCUUUUGUGAAAGCAUAGCAAAUGUUUCUAAGGUGUAUUUAACUUUUCUUAAACAUGUUGGACAGCUGCGUAAUCAUUUUGAAAUGUACCACAGCAAAACAAAUGAUAAAAUCAAGGAACAAAUUAGAAAAGACAUGUCAGAAAGUGGUAAUAUCAGAGUUCUGAUUUGUACGAAUUCGGCUGGUAUGGGGGUGAAUUUUCAUGAUGUGAACAACAUUAUCCACUAUGGCUUGCCAAGAGAAAUGGACACUUUUGUGCAGCAAAUGGGUCGAGCUGGUCGCGAUGGAGGAUACAGCAAUGAACUUGUUUUGUAUAAGCUGCACAAAGGACAUCUAGGUAGAGUGGAGGGUGAACUAGUAAAACUUGUAAAAGAUGAUGUCACAUGCAGGCAUAAAACACUGUGUGAUUCAUACGUGACUGCACAUGCACCUAUUACACCUAAACAUAAAUGUUGUGAUGUUUGUGAGAAACAAUGCGAUUGUGGUGAGGAAUCCUGCCCCGACAUCCAUAAAGUGUUCACAGUUCAUGACGAUAUCGAGGAUGAAGAUGUUGAAAUGGAGAGAGAUGUGACAGAUGAAGACAAGAAAAUACUGAAACAUAAACUUUCUGUGUUAAAGUAUUCACUUGAAUCGGAUCUAAGCAACAUUGUGAUGAAAUCAGAAAUACUGCAUGGAAUAACUGACCAGGUCAUUGAAGACGUUGUGUCAAGCUGUCAUAAAAUUUUUACAACAUCUGACGUUUUGAAAAUGUUUCCAGUUUGGUCGUUUGAAGUCGCUGUGGAGAUUAUGACAGUUAUAAAUACUGUAACUGGUGACACCGAGAUGUACAAUAUGCUCUCGAUGAGUGAUGAAGUUUCAGAUGAUGAUGCUGAUUAGUGAGACUUUUGUCAUAGUACUUGUUUUUAUAAUAUGUACAAAGCAUCAAGAAAAUUCAUUUGUUCUACUUUUUUUCUGUACACAGUCGGGAGUCAUAUUAUGGCAAAAUAUAAAUUGUAUAUUACUAGUCGUCACAGCAUUUAUUUGUAAAUUGUUGAAAAAAGAACAAAUUUUAAUUAUAAUGAAUUGCAAAACAACAGGACUUGCUUCCAACACUACAUUUUAUUAUCGGUUAAAUCGACAACAGAAUUUAUGUGUUGUUGCAUUGGAAAUGUAUGGAUACAAGUUUAGACAAUGGUAGAAAGUUGGAAAUUCUUACAAAAAAAAAAGUAUUAAUCUUGACAAAGUAUGAAUGUAAGUGAAUGAUUCAUUACUUUAUAAUUCUACCUGUUGUUUUAAUAUAAUUUUACCUUUAAUUACAAUUUCAUGUAAUUGGACCAGAAAUAGACAAUCAUGCAACAUGACUCAAGAUUAUAUGUACAAACUAUAUGAGACUGAGUACAAAGUAUUACCUGUAAUUUGGAUUAUCUUAUAUAUGGCCAGUAUAUAUUUGUCUGCAUUAAAUAUAUUACAUGAAGUAUA
Messenger RNA from Pecten maximus, 2392 nucleotides. RefSeq names its product putative ATP-dependent DNA helicase Q1. The coding region runs from base 188 to 1810 and encodes 540 amino acids. The record is from RefSeq and is a predicted model, not a curated record. Gene Ontology annotation, biological process: double-strand break repair via homologous recombination; telomere maintenance. The transcript is spliced from 2 exons. Gene Ontology annotation, molecular function: ATP binding; 3'-5' DNA helicase activity; four-way junction helicase activity. Lineage: Eukaryota; Metazoa; Mollusca; Bivalvia; Pectinida; Pectinidae. Gene Ontology annotation, cellular component: chromosome; nucleoplasm; cytoplasm.